UGCCAUUUGUUCUGAGCUUCUGUUUGAAGUACCCUACUUUAUCUGAAACAGCUGCUAUACUAUAACCUUGAGUUAGGUAUCUGUUCGGACUGCUGCCGAAAUUCUAUGACAUGGACGGCAUGCCAGUCCAUCACGGGGCACAGUCAUAUACUACUGGCGAUAGAAAGACGCCGAUUAGCUUAAAUGCAUGUCUUUGGACUGCGGGAGGAAACCUGACACUGGGAGAACGUACACACUCCACGCACAGAGAGCAGAGAUGCGCCAACCAUGUAGACUGGCGCUGAGGACCCUGGGCCUCCGAAGAACCCACUCCUGCCCCAACGCCUCCACCCUGGACUUCGUUCCGGCCAGUUCCCCCAUCAGCUCGCUGGCCCUGGAGCGAAUGCAGGACUUCAUUUCCCGGUCGAAGAGGCUGUUCAUGAUCACGGGUGCAGGGCUUUCCACCGAAUCCGGAAUCCCCGAUUACCGCUCAGAAGGGGUGGGGCUGUACGCCCGCACGGACCGCCGGCCCAUUCAGCACGCGGAGUUUGUGCGGAGCGCUAGUGCCCGUAAGCGCUACUGGGCGCGCAACUAUGUGGGCUGGCCUCAGUUCUCGUCCCGGCUGCCCAAUGUGGCACACCUGACCUUGAGUGGCUGGGAGGCACAGGGGAAACUGCACUGGCUUGUCACACAGAAUGUGGACGCACUGCACUCCAAAGCGGGCCAACGGAGGCUCACUGAGCUGCACGGCUGCGCACACAGGGUGGUGUGUCUGGGCUGUGGCGCACUCUCCCCCCGGCAGGCCCUGCAGACCCGCUUGGGGGCUUUAAACCCCGGAUGGGCGGCGGAGGCGGGGGGUGUGGCCCCGGACGGGGACGUCUUCCUGACCGACGAGCAGGUGCAGCACUUCCGUGUGCCGUCGUGCGAGGCCUGCGGCGGCACGCUGAAGCCCGACGUCACCUUCUUCGGGGACACAGUUCACCGAGACACGGUGGGCUUCAUCCAUGAGAGGCUCGCCGAAUCGGACGGGGUGCUGGUGGCCGGAUCAUCGCUGCAGGUCUACUCUGGAUACCGCUUCCUGCUGGCUGCCAGAGAGAGGGAAAUCCCAGUGGCCAUCCUGAACAUUGGCGCCACCAGGGCGGAUCACCUGGCUGCACUGCGCGUGAAUGCCCGUUGUGGGGAGGUCCUGCCUGCCAUCCUGCCGCUCUGACAGCAGGGGGCAAUGUUGCUAACCCUCUAGUGCAGUGUUUCUUAAUGUGGUCCCUGUGGACCCACAGGCAGCCCAUUGGGAGCUUGGUAGGAGCAAAAAUGUGGACUGUCCGGUAGGGAGCUGGGCAGGAGCAAAAAUGUGGACUGUCCGGUAGGGAGCUUGGAGAGAACAAAAGCAUGGACUGAAUGUGGGUCCCCAAGGACCGGAUUGGGAAACACUACUCUAGUGGAACUGAGGCCGGUGGAAACAGAAACCACGGUUACGGUUAACUAAAUGACACAGUGCCUGGUGCCAAUGGGCAAGAGAUGGGACAGUCAUGCUGAGGUGAUGGUUGACUGUUUUCGGAAUAAAGACUGACAGGGGAAUGAGGGUAACGUACCUCAAGCCAGCAGGCUAUCCUGCAGGCUCCCGACUCACCGGCGCCUCACAUGUACAGUGUCCCCUGGGGGUCUGUGUUUACUGUAGCUGGUCUGAUUAUUAGUUAUCUAGUAAUAUUUAUGCUAAACACUAUUUAUUCAUGAAUGCAAGGCUUAGCAGGCUGCAGUGAUCAGAAAUACUGUAUGGUUAAACACAAUCAGAUGUACUGUAUGAAAAUAGGAACUGAGUAGUUAAAAUUAGGGCUGUAUAUCAUCAAAUGACGAUUAUUUGACGCAUGCACAAUAAUCACCAGGGCUUUAGAUGAUAGGCGUAAAUAUUUGUCCAGACGCCAGCCGUUCAGUACUAUACGGACGUUUACUUACGCCCACAACUUGGUAAGCAGAUUAGUAGUAUGCCUAAAAUACUAAUGUGAUGCCCAAAAGUUUGUAAUGUGAGCCGUCCCGUUCUCUACUGACCCUUCAGUGCUUAUUGCUUCCAUGAUAUACCAAACGAUAGCAUGGGGGAUGCUUCACUAACCGAAUGUAAUAAACAUAAGAAUUCACCACAUUUAUAGAUUACCAACUUCUGGACAUUACAAUAUGCAUAUCAUUUAUUUAGACAUACUACUAAUCUGUUUACCAAAUUGUGGGCUUAAGUAAACGUCUGAACAGUAGUGAAAAGCCAGCAUACAUGUUUAUACCUGUCAUUUAUAACCCUGGUGAUUGCAGAGGCACAAUUACAUUUCCAUGUGGUUUUGUGCAAGCCCUAAAUAGAAUGAGGUGCAAAAUAUGGUCUCCAUAUCUUUGUAUAGUUUCUUCAGGUGGCUUUUUAAGUAGUAGUUUUUUUUUCCAUUAAUAAAGUCUGUACCUGAAGGUUUGGAAAUUUCCAGAAAGAAAUCCCUGA
Messenger RNA from Paramormyrops kingsleyae, 2449 nucleotides. RefSeq names its product sirtuin 4 (gene sirt4). Gene Ontology annotation, cellular component: mitochondrial matrix. Lineage: Eukaryota; Metazoa; Chordata; Actinopteri; Osteoglossiformes; Mormyridae. The record is from RefSeq and is a predicted model, not a curated record. Gene Ontology annotation, molecular function: histone deacetylase activity, NAD-dependent; NAD+ binding.